Messenger RNA from Oldenlandia corymbosa var. corymbosa, 5625 nucleotides. The record is from the annotation of a GenBank genome assembly. NCBI's taxonomy places the organism in Eukaryota, Viridiplantae, Streptophyta, Magnoliopsida, Gentianales, Rubiaceae.
AUGGUUUCUCCCAAGCAGCUGUUGUCGAUAGUGGAAGAGUCGUUGCUCGGCCCAAACCCGCCGACGCCGUCUCAGAGGGUUGAACUCAUUCAUGCCAUACGACAAUCACUUCCUUCUCUCCGUUCCCUGCUUUCCUAUCCUACUCCAAAACCCUCGGACCGAGCACAAGUGCAGGCUAAACAAGUCAGACUUCAGGAUUCUGGAACCGUCACGCUUGACGAUCAAGAUGUUCAAAUUGCCAUUAAACUAAGUGACGAUCUCCAUCUAAACGAAAUUGAUUGUGUUCGCUUGCUAGUGAAUGCUAAUCAAGAGUGGAGCCUACUUGGGAGAGACCCCCUAGAGAUUAUGAGACUUGCAUCGGGACUCUGGUACACUGAGAGGAGGGAUCUUAUAACAGCACUUUAUACUCUGUUACGGGCUGUUGUUCUUGACCAAGGGCUUGACGUUGAUCUUUUGGCUGAUGUUCAAAGAUACUUGGAAGACCUAAUUACUGGUGGAGUUAGACAACGUUUGUUAUCACUGAUAAAGGAGCUAAGUCGGGAAGAGCCUGCUGGCUUGGGUGGGCCUAAUUCAGAGCCCUAUGUCAUUGACUCAAAGGGUGCUAUCGUGGAACGCCGAGCUGUGGUUUGUAGAGAGAGACUCAUUCUCGGUCAAUGCCUUGUGCUUUCUGCACUGGUCGUGCAGACAGGUCCGAAAGAUGUGAAAGACAUGUUCUCUGCCUUAAAAGAUUGUGCUGAACACUUUGCCGAAAGCCCUGAAGUUCUAAAGCAUCAGGUUAUAUACAGCAUUCUUUUCGCUGUUGUGAUUGCUCUCGUUUCAGAUGCAUUGAGCACAUCACCUGAGGCUAUAUUGUCUCGUGAUCCUUUAUUUAGAAAUGAGUUCCAGAAAAGUGUAAUGGCGGCUGGAAAUAAUCCUGUUGUCGAGGGCUUUGUAGAUUGCGUAAGAUUUGCUUGGGCUGUGCAUAUGAUGUUAACACAAGAUGCACUUGAGGGAAAGGAGACAUCUGAUUCUUCGUCUAAUUACAUUCAAUACAUUUCUUCGUGUUUGGAAGUCAUUUUCUCCAAAAAUGUUUUUCAUUUUUGGCUGGAUAAGGUUCUCCGAACAGCAGCUUUUCAGAAUGAUGAUGAGGAUAUGAUCUACAUGUACGAUGCAUAUCUUCACAAAAUGGUCACAUGUUUCCUUUCACAUCCUCUAGCUAGAGAAAAGGUUAAAGAAGCAAAAGAAAUUGCUAUGAGAACACUUAGUACAUACCGGCAGACUUCACAUAACUUUAUGGUGGAUGGUGGUGCCAAUUUGCAACAUCCUGCAGAAACAUCUCAAUCUUUUGUGGGCUUGCUGGAGUUUGUGAGUGAAAUCUAUCAGCGAGAACCUGAGCUGCUGUCGGGAAAUGAUGUCCUAUGGACCUUUGUCAACUUUGCUGGAGAGGAUCAUACUAAUUUCCAUACAUUAGUUGCAUUCUUGAAAAUGCUGAGCACCUUGGCUUCUAAUCCAGAAGGUGCGUCGAAAGUCUUUGAAUUGCUUCAGGGGAAAGCAUUUCGGUCUAUUGGAUGGAGCACUUUAUUUGACUGUUUGUCGAUAUAUGAGGAAAAGUUUAAGCAGUCCCUUCAGAGUCCUGGAGCUUCAUUACCAGAAUUUCAAGAAGGAGAUGCAAAAGCUCUUGUUGCAUAUCUGACAGUUUUGCAAAAGGUUGUUGAGAAUGGGAACCCGGUUGAAAGGAAAAAUUGGUUUCCGGAUAUCGAGCCUCUAUUCAAACUCCUUGGUUAUGAAAAUGUGCCUCCUUAUCUGAAGGGUGCAUUGCGUGACACCAUUGCUACGUUUGUUAAAGUUUUCCCGGGUUUGAGAGAUGCAGUUUGGACUUAUUUAGACCAGUAUGAUCUCCCUGUUGUUGUUCCUCAGGUUGGAAAUAAGAUGCAGUCGAUGGCCACUCAGAUGUAUGAUAUGCGGUUUGAGUUGAAUGAGAUUGAAGCUAGAAGAGAGCAAUAUCCUUCUACUAUAUCCUUUGUCAACCUUCUGAAUACUCUUAUUGCAGAUGAAAGGGAUGUGAGCGACCGGGGGAGAAGGUUUAUCGGCAUCUUCAGAUUUAUUUGUGAUCACGUCUUUGGACCCUUUCCACAGAGAGCUUAUUUAGAUCCGUGUGAGAAAUGGCAGCUUGUCGUAGCGUGCCUUCAGCACUUCAGGAUGAUACUCGCAAUGUAUGAGAUCAAGGAAGAAGAUAGUGAAGCUGUUGACGUAUCUCAAAGUUCCGCAGGGGGACAAUCUACUCCAUUAGAGAUGCAGCUUCCCAUCAUAGAGUUGAUGAAAGAUUUUAUGAGUGGGAAGACAGUGUUCCGCAAUAUUAUGGGCAUUCUUUUGCCAGGAGUCAAUUCCAUUAUCACUGAACGCACAAAUCAAAUUUAUGGGCAAAUCCUUGAAAAAGCUGUCCUCCUAUCAUUGGAAAUUAUUAUUCUGGUCUUGGAGAAAGAUUCAUUUGUUUCUGAUUUUUGGCGCCCCCUUUAUCAGCCUUUGGAUGUCGUUCUCUCUCAGGAUCACAAUCAGAUUGUCUCUUUGGUGGAGUAUGUUAGAUAUGAUUUGCAACCCCGAAUUCAGCAUUGUUCUAUCAAAAUUUUGAGCAUUCUUAGUUCGCGAAUGGUUGGUCUCGUUCAGUUACUUUUGAAAUCCAAUGCUGCAAGUUCUUUGAUUGAGGACUAUGCUGCAUGCUUGGAGUUGCGAUCUGAGGAAUCACAAAUUAUUGAGGACAGCAGAGAAGAUCCUGGUGUACUGAUUCUGCAAUUGCUCAUCGAUAAUAUUAGUAGGCCUGCUCCAAAUAUUGCACAUCUACUUCUCAAGUUUGAUCUUGAUUACUCAAUUGAGAGAACCGUGCUUCAGCCAAAAUUUCACUACAGUUGCUUGAAGGUCAUUCUAGAUAUAUUAGACAAGCUUUCGAAACCAGAUGUAAAUGCAUUGCUACAUGAAUUUGGUUUCCAGCUCCUGUACGAGUUAUGUUUGGAUCCACUUACUUCUGGCCCUACUAUGGAUUUGUUGAGUUCAAAGAAGUAUCAGUUUUUUGUGAAGCACCUAGAUACAUUUGCCAUUUCUCCACUUCCUAAGAGGAACAACCAGGCUCUUCGGAUCAGCUCCCUUCAUCAGCGGGCAUGGUUGUUGAAGCUUUUAGCGAUAGAAUUACAUGGUGCUGAUACUGCCAGUUCCAGUCAUCGAGAAGCAUGUCAAUGUGUUCUCACACAGCUCUUCGGAUUCGACAAUAGCGAGAGUUCCACUGACAAGCAUAAACUCCCUCCCAUUGCUUCAAUCAGCUCUGAUAUUGGUGGACUUAAAUUGAUUGGCAAAAACAAGGUGUUGGGAUUGCUUGAAGUGGUCCAGUUCAAAUCUCCAGACUUGAAGUCUUCGGCUAUUUCGAAUAUGAAAUAUGGUUUUCUGGCUGAGGAUAUCCUUAAAAAUCCAUCCACUGUUACAAAGGGUGGUAUUUAUUAUUACUCAGAACGUGGUGAUCGUUUGAUUGAUCUCGCUUCCUUUCGCGACAAACUCUGGCAGAGAUUCAAUUCAUUGGACACCCAACUCAGCUCCUUUAGUGGUGAAGUUGAGCUGAAUGAAUUAAGGGAGACAAUCCAACAGUUGCUGAAAUGGGGAUGGACAUUUAAUAAGAACCUUGAGGAGCAAGCGGCUCAGCUUCAUAUGUUAACGGGCUGGUCUCAGAUUGUAGAAGUCUCGGCAUCUAGAAGAAUUUCAGCACUUCAAAACAGAUCAGAAAUGUUAUUUCAGUUGCUGGAUGCUUCCCUUACUGCCUGUGGUUCUCCUGACUGUUCACUCAAGAUGGCUCUUAUACUCACGCAGGUUGCAUUGACAUGCAUGGCAAAAUUACGCAAUGAACGAUUCUUAUGGCCUGGGGGUUUGACAGCCGAUACAGUCACCUUUCUGGAUAUCAUGUUGACAAAACGUCUGUCUAAUGGAGCUUGCCAGUCUAUUUUAUUCAAGCUUGUUAUGGCAAUUCUUAGACAUGAAACAUCAGAAACUCUGAGGAGACGCCAAUAUGCCCUGCUUCUUAGCUACCUCCAAUACUGUCAACACAUGCUCGAUCCCGAUAUUCCUGCAUCCGUCCUGCAGUUCUUAUCAGCUAAUGAGCAAGACGAUGAUCUGGAACUACACAAGUACGACAAGGAGCAAGCUGAAUUGGCUCGGUCCAACUUUGCUAUCAUAAGAAAGGAAGGUCAAUCAAUCCUUGAAUUGGUAAUAAAAGAUGCGACCCAGGGCAGUGAAUCUGGAAAGUCCAUGGCCUUCUAUGUGCUGAAUGCAUUGAUUUGCAUUGAUCAUGAUAAGUUUUUCCUAAGCCAACUCCAGAGUAGGGGUUUUUUGAGGUCUUGCUUCAUGAACAUUGGCAGUAUGUCGUAUCAGGAUGGCAGGUUGUCAUUAGAGUCCAUGCAGCGGAUGUACACGCUUGAAGCAGAGCUUGCUCUCUUGUUGAGAAUUAGCCACAAAUAUGGGAAAUCAGGUGCCCAGGUUCUCUUCUCGAUGGGCGCUCUAGAGCAUCUUUCAACUUGUAGGGCGUUAAGUAUUCAAAUUAAGGGAGGGCUCAGAAGGAGUAAUUCCAAGUUUGGGAGAGAUUAUUCUGCCGAUGUUGGUGAACAACGAGGUGUCAUUGCUCCAAUACUCCGACUGGUGUUUUCCUUGACUUCAUUAGUUGAUACAUCUGACUUUUUUGAGGUGAAGAACAAAGUUGUGCGUGAAGUUAUAGAAUUUGUGAAGGUCCAUCAAUCGCUCUUUGAUCAAAUUCUUCAGGAAGAUAUUUCAGAUGUUGAUGAGCUAAAUAUGGAGCAGAUAAAUCUUGUUGUUGGCAUACUUUGUAAGGUUUGGCCAUAUGAAGAGCCUGAUGAUUGUGGAUUUGUUCAAGGGCUCUUUCGGAUGAUGCGUACUCUAUUCACACAUGAUGCAGACUUUUUUAUGUCAAAAGAAUCAACUCGUUGUCUGGAGGGCAAAAGGAAGGAAGAGCUGCACAGAUCUCGCCUCUGCUUCAGUUUGAGCUCCUAUUUAUAUUUUCUUGUGAAGAGGGAUUCUGUGAGAUUACAGAUUUCAGAUGGUCCAACAUACCAUCGUGGACAACAACAGCCUACAUUGACUUUAAUUGGCCUUUUCCUGAACUCGUUGACUACUACACUUGAGCGAGCCACUGAGGAGAACUUUUUGCUGCUCAAUAAGGUGCGAGAUAUUAAUGAACUAUCAAGACAGGAGGUUGAUGAAAUAAUCAACUUAUGUUCUCGUAAAGAUUGGAUUUCUCCUUCCGAGAGUAUCCAGAGAAGGAGGUACAUUGCCAUGGUGGAGAUGUGCCAGAUUAUUGCAGACCGGAAUCGACUAGUUACCCUUUUUCUUCUGCUUGCAGAAAAUUUGAUGAACAUUAUCCUUUCGCAUUUUGAGGAUAGAUCUUACAUGGGCGAUUCUAGUCAACCUAUGAAAGCAAUUACUUAUGCCAGAAAGGUGGAUUCGGAUGAGGAGGUCAAUCUGCUUUGUCAGAAGUUAAUUCCCACUCUGGAACGGCUUGAAUCACUAUCUGAGGAAAAAACAGGGCAUGAUCUCAAGGUAUUUUGUAGAUUAGCUGGUACUCUGAAGGAAAUCUCAUUUCAGAAGCUGGCAUUGUGA